Messenger RNA from Oryza sativa Japonica Group (Japanese rice), 2002 nucleotides. RefSeq lists its product as uncharacterized. Lineage: Eukaryota; Viridiplantae; Streptophyta; Magnoliopsida; Poales; Poaceae. The record is from RefSeq and is a predicted model, not a curated record. Gene Ontology annotation, molecular function: GTP binding; ribosome binding. Gene Ontology annotation, cellular component: cytoplasm.
CCGAGAAGACUCGCCGCGUCACUCGCCGUCGCCGCGCGCCAUGAGAGCCGCUUGCUUCUUCACCGGCGCCGCCGCCACCGCCUCGCUCCCCCUCCCCUCCACCUCCGCCUCCGCCUCCUCGUGCUGUCAACGGAGGCCCGCCUCCCUCCGCUGCUCCCGCCCUCGCCGCAGCUUCGGCGUGGCGCGGGCGCUCGACGAGCGGCUCGUCGAGGCCGCGCCGCCCGCGGAAACCGAGGUGGAGGAGCCCGGAGUUGCGGAUGGAGGUGGAGAAGGGGAGGGGGAGGUGGAGGAUUCGGCACCGUCGGGGGAGGAGGAGGAGGAGGAGGAGCCAGCGAGGGCUCCGGUGAGGAGCAGGCGGCGGCAGGAGGAGGAGGAGGAGGAGGCCGCGCCGGGGCACGACCGGUUCAAGCUCAUCAACGGCAAGGAGAUUUUUCAAGAGAAGGCAUACCUGGUUGGGGUUGAGUGCAAGAGGAGUGGAGGAAGUAUGUUCAGUAUAGAGGAAUCACUUGAGGAGCUGGAGCAGCUAGCGGAUACCGCCGGGCUCAUGGUUGUCGGCUCAACCUAUCAAAAGCUUUCUACCCCAAAUCCAAGGACUUAUAUUGGUUCAGGCAAAGUUGCUGAAAUCAAGAGCGCAAUUCAUGCCCAUGAUGUUGAGACUGUGAUUUUCGAUGAUGAGUUGUCCCCUGGACAAUUGCGUAACUUGGAGAAGUCAUUUGGUGGGGGCGUUCGAGUCUGUGACAGGACUGCUCUUAUUCUGGACAUAUUUAACCAAAGGGCUGCAACACAUGAAGCUGCUCUACAGGUCACUUUGGCACAAAUGGAAUAUCAACUUCCAAGGUUGACAAAGAUGUGGAGUCAUCUUGAACGACAGUCAGGAGGUCAAGUCAAGGGUAUGGGUGAGAAACAAAUUGAAGUUGACAAGCGCAUCUUGAGAACACAAAUAAGUGCUUUAAGGAAAGAAUUGGAGUCUGUCCGAAAACAUCGGAAGCUGUACCGCAACCGUCGGCAAUCAGUGCCUAUUCCUGUUGUUUCUCUGGUGGGAUAUACAAAUGCUGGGAAAAGUACACUGUUGAACCGCUUAACUGGGGCUGAUGUACUUGCAGAGGAUAAAUUGUUUGCCACACUGGAUCCAACAACAAGGAGGGUUUUGAUGAAGAAUGGUACUGAAUUCCUCCUAACAGAUACUGUUGGAUUCAUUCAAAAAUUACCUACUAUGUUGGUAGCAGCAUUUAGAGCAACAUUGGAGGAGAUAUCAGAAUCAUCAGUUAUAGUUCAUCUUGUAGAUAUCAGCCAUCCGUUAGCUCAACAGCAGAUAGAUGCUGUUGACAAAGUGUUGAAGGAGUUGGAUAUAGAGUCAAUUCCCAAGUUGGUUGUAUGGAAUAAGAUUGACAAUACUGAUGACACACUGAGAGUGAAAGAGGAAGCUGAGAAACAAGGGAUAAUCUGCAUAUCAGCCAUCAAUGGUGAUGGUUUGGAGGAGUUCUGCAAUGCAAUUCAAGCAAAGUUGAAAGACUCAUUGGUGCCGAUAGAAGCUUUUGUUCCAUAUGACAAAGGAGAGCUCCUGAGUGACAUACACAAGGUUGGGAUGGUUGAGAAAACGGAGUACACGGAAAAUGGUACCUUUGUAAAAGCGCAUGUGCCUCUGCCUCUUGCAAGGCUUCUCACGCCGCUGCGGCAGCAGGUGGCGGCUGUUUCAUGAUGUGAACGUCUUGCAUAUUGCUAUCGGCAAUUCACAUAAUUUGCUAGCCUUUGUAGUUUGUACAGAGCUAAGCCAUAGAUUUUCAUGCCAUCAGUUUGACCUGUGUAGAGCAUCAUUACAAAAAUGUAGUAGAUGAGUUAGAUAGAUGUAAAAACAGUGUAACAUCAAUUGCAUUACUACUGUAAAUAUUUUUUGGGCAGAAAUUGACACUUGCCUUGUUCUACUUGAAAAUCUGUCUCACUCUACUGAAUAUACUAUCGCCCCAACAUUAUUACAUGGUGUACGUGAUCAUCAUUUCAGUUA